AUGCCAAUUCCUACACGAUUUACCCUCAAUAAUGCUUCCCUGCAAGGUAUGAUCAGCAGAGAUUUUUUUGAACCAUCUAUUGACAACAUAAGUUUGAAUUGUAGAUUGAGGACUCCUAUCAUGUGUAAAGCUCCUAACGGGUCAGGUUCAGACCAUAAAACAGUUGAUACUAGUUUAAAUUCUAUUAAAAAAUAUCAUUCAAAUGCUGAUUGUGAAUCUUUAAGUUGUGCAUUGAAAACUAUUGUAACGGCCACAACAAAUCGUAAUAGUGGGAAUGAUCAUAUCUUAAUAUUUUCACCAUCAUCAAGUUUAGCUGUUCUAAAUUGGAAAUGGAUUAAUAGAUAUCUCUUAUCAGCACUACAAUCCCUGGCUGCAAAACAACAUUUUGGCAAUUUUUUUAUUGAUAGAAAGACAGGAGAAAAAUAUUGGGAAAACAUGCCAAUUUAUGUUAGAAUUGGGAUGCAUUUAUUAUUUUUUGGUAAAUUCAAGGAAAAAGUUGUUGAGUUUAAAGCAAUUGAAGAUUUAUUUGAGACUGAAACAAAAAGACAAGGAAAAUAUUUUGAUUCAUUUCAUUCAGUACACAAUAUACCGAAAUUUGUCAAGCACUACAAAAUUGAUUUAAAUGAAUUAUUGGAACCUGAUAUGAAUAAAUAUAAAACUUUUAAUGAAUUUUUUUAUAGAAGGUUAAAACCAAAUUCAAGAUUGAUUGAUUCUAUGGGUGAUGAUAAUAUUUACACUUCACCAACUGAUUCAAGAGCAAAAUCUUUUGAAGGUGGAUCAAUUGCAAUAUUUAGAUUAGCACCACAAGAUUAUCACAGAUUUCAUUCGCCGAUUGCAGGAAAAAUUAUUGAAAUAAAGCCAAUUAAUGGAAAGUAUUAUACAGUUAAUCCAAUGGCUGUGAAUGAAGAAUUAGAUGUUUUAACUGAGAAUGCUAGAUCUUUAUUAUUGCUUGAGUCAACAUCAUCAAUCACACCAAAAACCAAAUUGGCAUUUAUUCCCGUUGGUGCUUUAUUAGUUGGAUCAAUUAGAUAUACAAUCAAUAAAGGUGAUGUAAUUGGUAAAGGUGAUGAAUUAGGAUAUUUUGCGUAUGGUGGCAGUACAGUAAUAAUAUUGUGGGAAAAGAAGGUUCAAAUUAAAUUUGAUGAAGAUUUGAUUAAUAAUUCUAUCAAUAAAUUAGAAACAUUGGUCAAAGACAAUCUACUUGAUUAUUAG
Messenger RNA from Entrophospora sp. SA101, 1212 nucleotides. NCBI's taxonomy places the organism in Eukaryota, Fungi, Glomeromycota, Glomeromycetes, Entrophosporales, Entrophosporaceae. The record is from the annotation of a GenBank genome assembly.